Anopheles moucheti is the source of this 5625-nucleotide messenger RNA. RefSeq names its product transcription factor btd. Gene Ontology annotation, molecular function: DNA-binding transcription factor activity, RNA polymerase II-specific; RNA polymerase II cis-regulatory region sequence-specific DNA binding. Bases 1628 to 4075 code for a protein of 815 amino acids. Gene Ontology annotation, biological process: regulation of transcription by RNA polymerase II. The record is from RefSeq and is a predicted model, not a curated record. The transcript has 3 exons. NCBI's taxonomy places the organism in Eukaryota, Metazoa, Arthropoda, Insecta, Diptera, Culicidae.
GCGACAAAGAAAGGGAGUAUACGUAGUGCGUGUGCAACGCCUUUUCAACGCCCGCCUCAACAUUAGCAGAAGUGCUCUACCUCUCCACCUCGCCGUGGUGGUGGCCCCAUAAGAAGGAGGAGGUGUUGAUUUUUGAUUUGGGCUCUGUUGUAGGCAACGCUAAAUAAAAAAAAACACACAUACACAACAAACUCUGUCCAAAAGCGCGCUCCAAUCUCGCAGUAAAUCUGCGUCCUCUCCUUCAUGCCACGCAGUUAUAUUGGCUCGCGAGCGGGGUUCAAGAAAGGUGUGUGUGUGGCGAUAUACACACCGGUACGUAUCCCCAACCAGUGCGCUUCACGGUGUGUGCGUGUGUGUUCGGCAGUCGAAAAGAGAUAGAAGCAGGACGGUGGCAGGAUUUAGGGUGUGCGCACGCGAGACACGGACGCGCUGCACGCACGAAGCGAUACCGAAGCGUUGCCGAACUCCCGGUUGCCCGCGGUACGCGAACGCGAGAAAGAGCCGCCUGCUGGAGCGAAGGGAACGAGCAGGUAGAAAGAAGGGCACAACCGAUCCGCGUGCGUGCGUGUGUGUGUGCGAGGAAGUGAGAGGGGCAAAAAGCCCGUGGGUUUUUGGAUAGCUGGCCGAGAGCACGGGCAGCGAGAGAUCACGCGGAGGAUGUGCAGCGUGACAGAGAGCGAACGAGCGAGCGAGAAGGGUACCGGCAGCAGCAACUAAUGAACGCCGUUCAGUGAGGCCUUAAUAAUAGUGUUUAGAAGUGGUUAAUUUCGGCUUCAACCGCUCCGCGAGGCAGGUCACAAAAUAUCGCACCAGCUCCAAACGGCAGCAGCGUUGGAAAAACCCUUGUGGCCCCUUGUGUCGUCGGAAGUUUCGUGCAAAUUUCGCCCGCCGGUUUUGUUUGGACCAUCGAACGGCGGAUCGCUUCGGGAUUGCCCGUUUUUGUUGUUGUUAUUGCUGCUUUUUGUGUGUGCGGGGUCUCCACGUUACCUAGCGUACUGCUCUUCCGUCCGUGUGCUCCAGUUCCGGUUCCGUUUGGUUCUUAUGAAAUUUGUACGUGUGUGUAUAUAUAUAUGUGUGUAUGCACGUGUAAAUCUCUGUGCAUCGAUGUACCUGUGAGUGUGUUAUAUGCGUACGUGUGAACUUCCGUAUCCUUUGAAGGAAGUCCCCAAUAAAAAAACGACGUGCAAUACGGUUUGAAGUUGAGACGUAGUCCGCAACGACCUUCUUUGCAGGCGCUUAAGUGUUUACAGUACCGAGAAGUGUCUCCGCGGUCGUGAACAAAAAGGAUUUAAUUAUAACCCCUUCAUCCACAAUCAAACUUUGCAUCCACCAACGGGUUAUUCUUCGGAGAUUCUCCAAUAAAGGAAUCCCUCAUGUGUACCAUCGGCAGUGUGGGUGUUGAUCACUAGAACUGAUGGAAACAAUGUGUUUUGCGGAGGUGGUUCGAUCAGUGUCAAUUCUAUGCGCGGUAUAGUGCCAAAGUGGCGGUUCUGGAAUCCGAAAGGUCAAGAUUCUGAGAGUUCGCUAUUCCCUGUGCGGAAGCCUCCCAGCGCCAUCGACGUAGCCAAGUGUUGGGCCCCGGGAUACGAUAUAUCCCACGUUAAAAACUUGUGCCCACGGCCACAAAAUGAUGGCUUCACCUAGUUUUAUGACGCAGUAUCACAAUCAUCAGUGGAACAACGGUACAACGCAAAGUCAGCUGUCAGCUUUGAAUAUCCUGCCAUAUCAGUAUCCCCCACAACCACCGUCGGUGAGUAGCCUCGGGUCGGUGGCGUCCGUGGGCUCGGCAGGGCUAUCGCCAACCCAGUCUAUCGCUUCGUCCAGUGGAGCCGCAAGCAACAGCAGCAGUUUCAGUACCGUCGGUGGCCCCGGGAACCACGGGUCGUCCGUCGCCCUCGGUACCGCUGGAUGUGGUCCCGUUGGUGGUGGAGGAGGAGGCUCAAACACUGCCAGUCCGGACGUAACGGUGGCCGCAGCAGCUGCAGCAGCCGCUUCCAGUGCGGCCGCUUCAUACGGCUUCGGUAUGGUGCAGCAGUCCAGUGCGCUUGAGAUGACCGCAAGACCUCAAGCGAUGCAUUAUCCGUCGUAUGCGUCGUACAGCCCUGCCAGCUAUUACAAUAACGUCAGCAUGGCGACCAGUCCGUGGUUUGCGCAGGAAACGAUGUACGGUACGGCGGCCGGCUGGCACGGUGCGGACGCGUACGGGUUGAAGCUGGAGGAGUACUCGCAUCAGACGCAGGCACAGCGCCGUUGCGCCCGCUGCACAUGUCCAAACUGCAUCAACGAGCUGUCCGGGCUGCCACCAGUAGUCGGUCCGGACGAGAAAGGCAAACGGCAGCACAUCUGCCACAUACCGGGAUGCGAGAAGAUCUACGGCAAAACGAGUCAUCUGAAGGCGCACCUACGCUGGCACACCGGAGAACGGCCGUUCCAGUGCAAGUGGCUGUUCUGCGGCAAACGUUUCACGCGUUCGGAUGAGCUGCAGCGCCACUUCCGUACGCACACGGGCGAAAAGCGCUUCACCUGUACGAUCUGUAGCAAGAAGUUUAUGCGCAGUGACCAUCUCGCCAAGCACGUCAAGACGCACGAAAACAAGGCGAAAAAGAUAGCGAAACGCUCGGAAAAGCUGGAAGAGGCGAAGCAGCGCCGGGAGGAAACGAAAAUGAAGGGACUCGAACCGUCAACACCGGUAGUAUCGAGGAAGCUUCCGUCCGGUUCUUCUCUGAGCAAACUGACAUCGUCCAAGCGGCUGAAAAUGUCCGGCAGGGAAGAUUCUCGACGGGAGGAAGACACAUCAGCAGACAGCAGCCUCGAGCAGCAAACGCAGCAGCUGCCGCAACAUCACCAUCACAGCCAGUCGUCCGCCAUGCUAGAGGACAUAAACGCCAAUAUACGCGUACCUGAGAUCAAGUCGGAGUAUGGUGCUGGCGCGUUGAAUGUCCUGACGCCACCGCCAACGGGCAAUUCGCCGACCUCUGCGACGGCAGCGGCGGCCGCUGCAGCAGCCGCUGCUGCAGCAGCUGCUGCCGCCUACCAGAACUACCACCACCACCAUCAUCACGUCGCGGCCCAUCACCAUGCGUCGUACUUCCAGAGUCCAUUCUUCCAGGCGAGUGCCGACGUUGGUACGGGUGGAUCGUCCGGGAAAAGUCAUUUCCCCAGCUACUGUGACGUCGGCAGCGGUAACUUCGGUGGACAUGGCAGUCACGGAGGGAACAACUUGCGGCUAGCGGGCGUGAGUAAUGCCACCCUAUCUAGUAUGUCUUCUACCUCGCUGAGCUGUGAGAAAUCAUCCGUUACGCAUCGUACCGGGGGAAGUAAUGCGGGCAAUAGUAGCAAUAGUAGCAGCAACACCGCCACGAACAAUAGCAGUAGUACCACAAACACCAGCAGUAGCAGCAGUAGCAGCAGUGCCAUCGCCGAACUCAGCAACAGUCUGGUGAAGCUGGAAGAGUACGCCAACGGACAUGGGCUCGGUGGUAGCCGUGUCGAAGGUGGCUCCACAACCGGACCUUCUACCGCCGCUCCUGCAGCAGCGGGGAGUGGCAGUAGUGGCAACAACAGCUCCAGCAACACCAACACCCUCAACAACCACGUACUACCUCACGGUGCCCAGCUGUACCAUUCGUUGGCCAGCGAACCGUCAUCCCACCAUCCAUACCAUCCGUAUGCGGCAAUGAAAGCCGGUGGUGGUAUGCCAACCGCCUCCUAUGGAAGCAUUUCGCCCUACGAGCAGGAACAUUCCGCGGCGGGUCAGCACCAUGCACAUCCAUCCGCGGGCGUAACCAACUCUGCGUCGUCCCAUCUCGCCUCCACCUACAACAUGAUGAUGAGCAACUAUUCGCUGCAUCAGCAUCACCAGCAUCAGCAGCAGCAACAACAUCAGCAGCAUAAUCAUCACCUUCAUCACCAGCCACAGCAGCAGCAACACCAGCAGCAGCAGCAACAGCUUCUCAAUCAACAACAUCACCACCAACAUCAGCAGCAACUUCAACAUCAACUUCAGCUCAACCUUACAUCGCAGCAACCGAACACCGGAGCGGCGACGACCAACGCGAACACACUGUUCAAGUAAGUCCGACCAAACCUGACCGGAUAUGUGUUCUUUCCUUCAGUUUACUCUGUACUACUUAAGCCAGUGAAAUACCCCAGAUUGAUAGCGUUGUGAUGCGAUCCCUUAGCGAAAGAUUCGUUGCGAUUAACCUCUUGAAACAAGGUAGAGAUCCUAGAGACUCUUUGUGAGCUCCGAGCAACUGCUGAGAUUUUUACAAUUUAAUGUAGUCUUUUGAAAUUAUGUUCAAGGAGAUACAGAAGAGACCUGUGUUAAUCUUUAGCGUAGACCCUACAUUGACGGGACGGCUACCAUAGUUCUUCAAAUGUGCUAUAGUAUUGCUAAUAAUGUAAUAGUAAUAUUCGGACACUUGUUAUUAUGUCCUUCAGAGAUAGUCUUUAGUGACAGCUGAAGGUCCGGCCAGAUACAUUACCUUCGUUCAAAAUAUUGCAAGACUGUCGCAUGAUCUCCUCAGGUACAUCGUUUUGAGUGGUGAUUUUUGAACAUACUCAGGCUUCAUCUUGCGAAAUGUCGUAAAUCAAUGGAGAGUUACUUUCGACACACUGGCCAAAUGUUGCUUCGAGUUCUCGCUUGCCUCAUAUUCACAAUACACUGAAGUUCAUAUAGUACAACGCUUCAUGACUGCACCUUCUUAACGUUAUGUGACUAGCUUGCAACAUGUUUUCAUCAAAAUCUUUUUUGAAGUAUUUGCAAAUUUACCAACAUCGUAUUUCGAAAGUGGCACAGACAAUAGUGCAUGAUAAGUCGCUGGACGAGCUUCAAUAACAUUGUUCUCCCAUUUGCUCCCAUUAAACUGCGUGUAAAAAGUAGGCAACAAAGAUACGUUUUAUUUUAUUUCGAGCUAUGUGUGUUCAUUCCUGGACUAAAAGGAAACCAUGCUGCAUGCUGUCCAGGUGUAUAAUUGUGUAAAUGUAGAUAAAUAUUGUACAGUGCGGCUAAUAGGGCUUAAAGAUAGCAGAGCAAAGCAAGUGAUUAUCGGGAUAGCGAAAGUGAAUUAAAAUUAAAAACCUCUCUUGGUGUGGAACAUUUUAGCAACGAAAGGAACGAAGCAUGGGAAUACACCCACACACAUAGCAUGUCUAAAAAAAGGGUAAUGCGAUAAAAUCUCAGUGCAAAUUUUUGAAUUCAUACCACGGUGGUUCGUCUGCAAAUGUGUAGUUUUGGGCAUGUAACGAAUAAUAAUGAAAAAUAAAGAUAAUAAAAUAGUGAAACAAGCAGCUUUGUGACCGUACCGGGAUGAAUAGUUAGAAACACGCUCAGAUAUUCUGAUGGUUUGUUUUUCCAAAGAAACAGUGAUGGACGGAGAAGACCCAGAAACAAGCUAAAGGCAAGAACAAAAAAAUGCGAACGGGCACCGUUCAUUUAAGUAAAACAAAAAUGAAUAAUGUACAGAGCAAAACAAAACGUUAUAUUUAGAUAAGAACGAAUCAUUACGAAGUAUAUAUAUAUACAUUUACAUAUAUUUAUGGAACCUCCCAACCUUCUAAACGUAAGCGAGAAAGCGGUUGAAACGAACCAUAACUUUACGAUGAUUAUAUUCUCAAUUAAAAUAA